AUGAAGAGACAAAAUGUGUUAAACAUUUAUUUUUCAAAAAAACAGAAACCGGAAACAUCACCAAAUGAUGAAAGCAUAUCGUCCAGAGUUGAGUUAGAAGCAGGUUCAUCAACAUUAGAGAAUCAAACAUUAGAAAUUUAUAAUUUUCAAAAUGACACCACUAAUAGUUUACCGUGCUGUUGGAAUGCGAAUCAGUUGGAACAUUUUAAAAUGAAAUAUGAUGGCCUAUUGGUGGUAAAUCAGAAGUUGGGAUGUGAGUAUUGUUUAAAAAUGAAUUCCAAUUUAGUAUCUAAGGAAUGGAAAGAAUGUAAAGUUACCACAUCGGGAAAAAACAAAACAGUGCAACAAGCAUCUUUAAGGAAAAAAAUGAGCGAACAUUUUGCAUCAAAAGCACACAAUCAAGCUGUUGAACAUAAAAAAAUCCAGCAAAAACAAACUUUGGCUACAUGCAUCGAUAAAAUAAACGAGAAAUUUAUUGCAUCUACUACGAAAGUUUUUAAUACUGUUUAUAGCCUAGCGAAAAGAAAUCGUCCAUUUUCAGACCUAGAAGAUGAGAUUGAACUUCAAGUCAAAAAUGUGGAAUCAUCUACAGUAGAAUCUUCUGAAAUAUCCCCAAUAAUUUUCGUAGAUAUUACGGAGCUUGAUGCACAAGAUGCGAAAACUAUUUUUGAAAGUUUGUUGAGAGUAUUGCUCGCUGUAGGAUUUGACAUGAAUUAUUUAAAACUUAAUUUAAUAGGAUUUUGUUCUGACGGCGCUAGCGUUAUGCUUGGCUCUAAAUCUGGAGUCAGUGCAAGGAUCAAAGAAAUUUUUCCAAAUGUUAUUAUUUGGCAUUGUCUUAGUCACCGUCUGCAACUUGUUUUAGAUGAUUCCAUAAACGACAUCAAACAAAUUAAUCAUUUUAAACUUUUUAUGGACAGAAUAUAUAGUAUUUUUCAUCAAUCUAAUAAAAACCAAAAAGAACUGAAUAAUAUUUCUGAGAACCUUUGUUUGGAUAUCAUUAAAAUUGUAAGAGUGUUGGGGCCAAGAUGGGCUUCAUGUAGCUUAAGAGCUGCUCUUGCUGUAUGGCGAAGCUACCCUGCUUUAUAUGAGUUUUUUUCUUCUAACUCUAUUCAAAAGUUUUCUGGAAUGGCAAAACGAUUACAAAACAAAUAUUUCCUAAUAGAUUUAGCUCUAAUGAUCGACAUCCUUCAGGAUUGCUCUCUAUUAUCCAACGCACUUCAAGCUAGAAAUAUAAACAUUGCCAGAGGCGAUCAACUAAUUAGAAGAACAAUUAAUGCCUUCCAAAUCCUCAAAAACAGUCGCGGUUUUUACGAAAAAAAAGUAGAUGAAGUUAUUAACUCCGAAGCAUUAAAAAAUAUUAAUUUUACUGAAAAUAAAAUUUAUGGAAACCUGGCUAGAGAUUCUCUUAUUGACAGCAUCAUCAAGAAUAUGAAAUUAAGAUUGAUAGAUUGUUCUCAAAUAAGAUCAAGUAGUGAUAAAAAAAAUAUUGAAAACACCAAAAUUUAUGAACUAGCAAAUUUGCUAGAGCCGAGUACAUGGAAAAUUGAACAUAUUGUGGUUCCGUGGUUAGAGGCCGAAGAGAAAUUUGAAGAAUUUGGAAAUGUUUUCAAAUUUGAUAUCCAUAAGAAUGAUUUCCGUAAUUAUUUAGAAGAUAUAAUAUGCAAUGGCAAUCAGGAAAUUCCUAAAAUUCAAGAAAACAUUCAAAAAGCGAAAAAUAUUAUAAAUACCAUUGCUGUUAGCAGUGCUGAAGCAGAGCGGGGGUUUUCUCUGAUGAACCUUAUAAUUACCGACAUAAGAUCUCGAUUAUCGGUGAAGAAUUUAUCAAAUCUUAUGACUUUAAACUUACUUGGUGAACCACUGCAAAGUUAG
This is a messenger RNA of Condylostylus longicornis, 1869 nucleotides long. Its product is annotated as E3 SUMO-protein ligase KIAA1586-like. The record is from RefSeq and is a predicted model, not a curated record. The coding region runs from base 1 to 1869 and encodes 622 amino acids. Lineage: Eukaryota; Metazoa; Arthropoda; Insecta; Diptera; Dolichopodidae. The transcript has 2 exons.